This is a messenger RNA of Drosophila elegans, 253 nucleotides long. Its product is annotated as glycine-rich RNA-binding, abscisic acid-inducible protein. Bases 35 to 253 code for a protein of 72 amino acids. The transcript is spliced from 2 exons. Lineage: Eukaryota; Metazoa; Arthropoda; Insecta; Diptera; Drosophilidae. The record is from RefSeq and is a predicted model, not a curated record.
AAUUUAAUAAUUGCUGUCCUGAAAAGUUGAUAGGAUGGGUAAAAAUAAAGGCGGCGGCGGCGGAGGAGGAGGAGGUGGUGGAGGGGGUGGAGGCGGAGGCGGUGGCGGCAAUAAAAAGGGCGGUGGCGGAGGAGGUGGAGGCGGAGCCGGAAAUAAAAACAAAGGCGGCGACGGAGGCGACAAAGGUGGAGCCAAGAAAGGACAGGACCAAAAGGCAGCCGCAGGCGGUGGCAAGAAAGGAGGCAAAAAAUAG